AUGCCUGCCGCAAGCUCCAAAGCCAAUUACAAAACCUACGAGGCCCAAGCCCGUAUGGUACGCGCCAUCGUCGCGGCUCACCCUGAAGUGAAGUGGAACUACAAAGAAAUUGCUGCUUGCUAUGGAUCCGACAUGACUGAGCACGCUCUGAAUCACCGAUUCCGCCGUCUCAGGGCGCAGUCUGUAAUCAUUCGUGAGGGACGCAACCAGGGAUUCGAUCCCAAGAAUAUCUGCCAGGACGGAGAUCUUCCCGCUACUCAGGAAGCUGUGGAAAAGAACAAUAUCGCCAAAUACUUUGGACAGUCUACCCCGGACGGUAUUCAGUUCCAGUUCCGUGGAUUCAAAAAGGACGCCGACAUCCUCCGAAAGGUCGAAAGUGAUGGCGGCGAUGUUGCCAACUGCCUCAACCUUGGCUCAGGCGGCGGCAGCCUCGUCUCUACGCCAUCCAAGCCCACCGCCGCCCGGGCCACUGGAAGCCGAACUGGCACUGGCACUGGCACUGGCCGAAAGCGCACCCGCAAGGUAGACAAUAUCAAGCGAGCUUCGUCCGAAGAGGAGGAGGACGACAUUGCCGACAUUGACAACUGGAGCGAGCACGAGGACACGCCCACCAAGAAGCCCAAGACUGGAGCCUUCCCGGGCCAGAGGAACGGGACUCCAGGUCGCAGAGCUGCAGCCAAAGCCACCGCUACGAUCGCUGAAGCUUCUGCGCUGCUCGAUGCUAGCGAUUCCCAACCCGAGACUGAAGCCCCGGCCGGUCACUUUGCCUCUGCUUUCGCCCCUGCCAGUGUGCCGACUCAACCUGCCUAUGGCUCAUUCACCAGCAGGCCGGUGAUUGGCAUGAACACUGGACCUCCUGCGCUCAGUUAUCCACCCUCUGCUCAUUAUGGCUCGCAAUCGUUCGCUAUGAAUGAUGCCGAUGACAUUCUGGGUGACGGUGAGAUUUAG
Molecule: messenger RNA, 948 nt
Organism: Trichoderma virens Gv29-8
Lineage: Eukaryota; Fungi; Ascomycota; Sordariomycetes; Hypocreales; Hypocreaceae
Exons: 3
Coding region: 1-948 (315 amino acids)
Source: RefSeq, a predicted model, not a curated record